This is a messenger RNA of Acaulospora morrowiae, 484 nucleotides long. The record is from the annotation of a GenBank genome assembly. NCBI's taxonomy places the organism in Eukaryota, Fungi, Glomeromycota, Glomeromycetes, Diversisporales, Acaulosporaceae.
AUGACAACAAAUUCUCUAUUUUCUUUAUCAACAUACAAUCCGACUUGUAGCGUCUCCACCGGGUACGACACGGAUCAUUCUACGAGCACAUUGUCCACGCUUUCUUCAGAGGACUUCCUUUCUUCGACUGCAAGUUCUACUUCGGCAUCUCCCUCGCAACAGUUUUCGGCUACCAGCUCGACAAGUACCACGCCAAUAAUCGAAAAAAGUCAUCUACAGGAUGAUGCCACUAAUGAGAAAGAAUCGUUAGAAGAAGGAUUUGACGGUGAUAACAUUGAUUCUUUAGCGGUGUCACCAUUCGCACAAAGAGCUCUAGAAUUAGAAUUUAUGGUGAAACAACUUAUAAUCACACAUACACCCAAACACCUUCAACCCCAUUUAUUAAAUUCUCCUACGGCCGCUGUUGAAAUUAAUACAAAUGAUAUAGAUAGCAAACGUUUCCAAAGUGCAUCUAAAAAUUUACAAUUACUGAACAAUUAUGAAA